AUGGACAGAAUAGGGGCAGAUCGAGAGGCUUAUCUCCGGUUGGGCCAGACGCUUACGAAGAAACACUCGGAUGAACUUUCCACGCAACUAGCAGUGUACCAAUCGGCGUUGGUCAAUUUUGCGCGAGAUCAUGGCGAAACCAUCAAGAACAACCCGGAGUUUAGCCGAAAGUUCACCCAAAUGUGCCAUCUGAUCGGCGUGGACACUUUGGAAGUGAUGCUUUUUCUGGAGUCGCAGAAGAAAAAGGGCGACAAUUUUUACUUGGGUCUAGCUGUCCGUGUUGUGGAGAUCUGCGAGGAGACGAGGGACAUCAACGGUGGCCUUAUUUCUUUGAAGGAGCUACAUUCCCGACUACAGGAAAACUCCAGUGCGCCCGUGACGGCGUCUGAAGAAGACAUCGUCAAGUCUUUGGCGUACUUGGGCAGCGAAGGAAACGGGUACGAGCUUAUGGACAUCAACAGGCGCAAAUGGAUCCGGUCUACAGGGUCGUCGGAAAAGGGCUCCAUAUCCACCAAUCAAAAGAAAGUGUAUGAGCUUUGUGAAUUCAUGGGAGGGUAUGUCACGCAUCGGCUACUAAGGGACAACUUCAACUGGGACGCUGCGCGGCUGAAAACCGUCAUUGAUGAGAUGAUUCUGAAUGGGUUUCUUUGGAUCGACAAUCAGGGCCCCAAUGGCGAAAAACAGUACUGGGAGCCUUCAUGGAUAUCCACGUGA
Messenger RNA from Clavispora lusitaniae ATCC 42720, 714 nucleotides. RefSeq names its product ESCRT-II subunit protein (gene VPS22). The record is from RefSeq and is a predicted model, not a curated record. Gene Ontology annotation, biological process: protein transport to vacuole involved in ubiquitin-dependent protein catabolic process via the multivesicular body sorting pathway. NCBI's taxonomy places the organism in Eukaryota, Fungi, Ascomycota, Pichiomycetes, Serinales, Metschnikowiaceae. Gene Ontology annotation, cellular component: ESCRT II complex.